This is a messenger RNA of Durusdinium trenchii, 312 nucleotides long. The record is from the annotation of a GenBank genome assembly. Lineage: Eukaryota; Dinophyceae; Suessiales; Symbiodiniaceae.
AUGCCUUUGGUCCCGAGCCAGCCAGGGUGGAUGUCGCCUUCAUCCCACCGGGACAUCCUGAGAGUGACUUGGUCACCGUGUCUUUUCCCAACACCGCUGGCAAUGCAGGCACAAAGAUGCCUAUGGGCCAGAGCCACAGGAGGACGAUGGUCGGGCUUCAGAACCGGGGCUUCGAGGGUUCAUGUAUGUCACUACGAGAAGGACGAGCAAUGUAGACUCUUGAUUCAUACACCACCGGUCAUACAGUAUCCAAAUUUUAUUAAUCAAGAACAUCCAUUAUUUGAACGCAUGAGUUCGGUGGCAUUUUCAUGA